GAUAAAUGCAGGAAGAGGUUUCAGAUGAUUUCCUGUCUCAUCAGGCACCUGCGUGUCCACAGCGGGGAGAGGCCCUACGAGUGUCCUGAGUUUGGAAAGAGCUUGACCCAGAACUCCACCCUGACUGCCCACCUGAGGACCCACACGGAGGAACAAAGCUAUGAGUAUGCAGAGUGUGGGAAGAGCUUCAGGACGAGCUCUGAACUGACCAUCCACCAGAGAAACCACACUGGGGAAUGGCCUUUUGAGUGGGGGGAAUGUGGGAAUAGCUACCAGAGGAGAAGCCACCUGACCCACCACAUGGAAGUCCACACAGGUCUGGAAGAGCCCUACAAAUGUGGGCAGUGUGGGAAGAGCUUCAUGUCAAAGUCCCACCUGAUUGGCCACCAGAGGAUCCACACUGGAGAGAGGCCCUAUGAGUGUAUUAAAUGCAAGAAGAGGUUUCAGACCAGCUCCUUUCUCCUCCUGCACCAGCAGCUUCAUACAGAUGAGAGGCCCUUCAACUGCCCUGACUGCGGGAAGGGCUUCAAGCAGAACGCUGCUCUCAUCAGCCACUGGUGCAUCCACACCGGGGAGAGGCCCUACGAGUGUUCUGAGUGUGGACAGAGCUUCAGCCAGAGCUCAGAGCUGGUGGCCCAUGAUCAGAUUCACAAUGGGGAGAAGCCCCACAAGUGCUUGGAGUGUGGGAAGAGCUUCAUGCAGAGCAACCACCUCAUCAGCCACCAGAUGAUCCACACAGGGGAAUGGCCCUACAAGUGUGGGGAGUGUGGGAAGGGCUUCAGCUGCAGCUCCACCCUCAUCACCCACCAACGCAUCCACACUGGGGAGAGGCCCUACGAGUGUCCCCAGUGUCAGGAGAGGUUUCACACCAGCUCCGAUCUCCUCUGCCACCAGCAGAUUCACACCGAGGAGACGCCCUUCACCUGCCCUGAAUGCAGGAAGGGCUUCAAGAGCAGCUCCAACCUUGUUAGGCACCAGCACAUCCACACUGGGGAGAGGCCCUACGAGUGUCCCCAGUGUGGGAAGAAGUUUCAGACCAGCUCCAAUCUCCUCCUGCACCAGCGCAUUCACACGGAGAAGAGGCCUCUCCGCUGCCCUGAGUGUGGGAAGGGCUUCAAGCACAACUUUACCCUCAUCAGGCACCGGCGCAUCCACACUGGGGAGAGGCCCUACGAGUGUCCCCAGUGUGGGAAGAGCUUCUCAGACCGCUCGUUCUUUACCCGACACCAACAGUCACCACUUCAUGAUGGGGAGAAGCCCCACAAGUGCUUGCAGUGUGGGAAGAGCUUUAGGCGGAGCUCCCACCUGAUCAGCCACCAGAUGAUCCACACCGACGAAUGGCCCUACAAGUGUGGGGAGUGUGGGAAGGGCUUCAGCUACAGAUCCAACCUUGUGACCCACCAACGCAUCCACACUGGGGAGAAGCCCUACGAGUGUCCCCAGUGUCAGAAGAGGUUUCAGACCAGUUCCAAUCUCCUCCAGCACCAGCGGAUUCACACUGAGGAGAGGCCCUUCCUCUGCCCUGAGUGCGGGAAGGGCUUCAAGCACAACUCCGACCUCAUCAAGCACCGGCGCAUCCACACUGGGGAGAGGCUCUACCAGUGCGCCACAUGUGGGAAGAGAUUUCAGACCAGUUCCAGUCUCCUCCAGCACCAGCGGAUUCACACAGAUGAGAGGCCUUUCCACUGCCCUGAGUGCGGGAAGGGCUUCAAGCACAACUUCACCCUCAUCAUCCACCGUCGCAUCCACACAGGGGAGAGGCCCUACGAAUGUCCCCAGUGUGGGAAGAGCUUCAACACCAGCUCUCACUUGACCAGACACCAACGG
This is a messenger RNA of Melospiza melodia melodia, 1827 nucleotides long. Its product is annotated as zinc finger protein 850-like. Gene Ontology annotation, biological process: regulation of transcription by RNA polymerase II. The transcript has 4 exons. The annotation marks the transcript as partial. NCBI's taxonomy places the organism in Eukaryota, Metazoa, Chordata, Aves, Passeriformes, Passerellidae. The record is from RefSeq and is a predicted model, not a curated record. Gene Ontology annotation, molecular function: RNA polymerase II cis-regulatory region sequence-specific DNA binding; DNA-binding transcription factor activity, RNA polymerase II-specific.